Molecule: messenger RNA, 4436 nt
Organism: Neogale vison (American mink)
Lineage: Eukaryota; Metazoa; Chordata; Mammalia; Carnivora; Mustelidae
Product: putative dimethylaniline monooxygenase [N-oxide-forming] 6
Exons: 9
Coding region: 2312-3910 (532 amino acids)
Molecular function (GO): N,N-dimethylaniline monooxygenase activity; flavin adenine dinucleotide binding; NADP binding
Source: RefSeq, a predicted model, not a curated record
UUUUAUUUCUAUUUUUGAAAAGGUUUACUGAGGCUUACUCAAGUGAAUUAAGAGAGCCGUGGAAUGUUAAAAGGACUUUAGUAAUUAUGUAGUUCAGUUUGUGCAUUUUACAGAGGAGAGAUCUGAAGGCCAGUAAGAAUGACCACAAAAUACACAACCAGGAGAAGAAAUCGCUGAAGACUUACUAUGUUACUACUGGAGAAGUACAGAGAAUGUUGGGUGGUCUAAGAAUACAGGAAUGUCUUCCACUUAACACCACAUAAACCACUGGUCUAGACAGUGCCUAGUGACACUUGGUACAUUGUUCCCACCCCCUCUGGGUUCCCUCCUCCAGCACAAGGAUGAGAAGGCUAAAAACUAUAUUCCUAAGACUUCCUUGCAGUUAGGGUUUGGAUGCGAUUUGGGUUUUUCCAAGGAGAUAGAUACCUGGGCUUGGAAGGCAAAGGGAAGCAGAGGCUGAGUUUCUGUGACUGUGUUGAUCUAUAAUCAUUUUCCAACAGGUGUGUUUACAUCAGCCCAACUCUACAUCCCACUCCCUGCAGGUGUCGGGGUAGCAACAGCAGUUCCCGUCUCCAUCGGACGGUAGCUCCAGAGGCGUGAUCUUACAAGGCUGGGGGCAGGUGCACCCUGGUUUUUGCUCCUGGAGUCCUUCCAUCUGUGGCAUGAACCUAAUUCCUGUACUAAGUCCCUUUCUUUGUGAAAUAGAAUGGUUACUGCUGUCUGCACUAAAUCAAGAGUGAUAUGCAUGUAAAUCACAGCAUUAAAUUUCAAAGUUGGAAGGACCUUCUUUGAGGCAUCAAGUCUAUAAUCCAUCAACAGGUUCCCAAACAUCUAUUUCCUAAAUCUCUCUUAUGUCUCUCUAUUCUCCAUUCCCCUGACCCUGCUCUACUCUAGACCCUCAGCGUCUCUGUCCUAGACUAUUGAAAUUACCUCCUGGCACCCCUGAUUCUAACCACUAUCCAUAUGAAUCUAGCUGUCUGGCUUGACGUCUGUUCUGCUUAGCUUCCAUAUGGAUCUGACCUUUUCUGAUCUUGUCACUUCCUUGCUCAGAAUUCUUGAAUGGAACACGAUAACCUAGAAGAUGGUAUCCAACCCACUGAGGGCGGCACUUCAAAAUCCUGCAGAAUCUGGGCUCUGCAUGUCCCAUUUACCUUCUGCUAUCCCCUAUGACUCCAGCAACACAGAACUAAUUGUAGCUGGAUCUAUCAAGUUCUUGUACUUUGCUGUGAAUUUGCACCUAGUUUUCUCUCUGCCUGUCGUGUGUUCCUUGCUCCUUGACUACCUGGCAGGCCUCUAUUCUUCCUUCAAAACUCAGUGCUCUUCUCACUUCCUCUUGAAGCCUCUCGUAGUCUUCUCUUAGGAGGAUUCAUGCUUCCACCUGAGGGCUGGCACUCAGUAAAUCAAACCUCCAUUGCGACAUCAAUCAUCUGUCACCAUUAGACCAUCUGCUUCUGGAUGGACAGCACUGGGACUUUUCGUCUUUGCAUCCCCAAGAGACUACUAUAACACAUAACGUGGCAAGUACUCAGAAAAAGGGAGGGAGGGAGGGAGAGAGGGGGGAAAGGCAGAAGGAAAGGUGGGAAGCAGUGGCAGGGACCCAGAGACAAGACUCGGUGUCUCUACGGUUCUGUCCUCUGAGUUCACUAGUUUUACAAACUCAACAUCUCCAAGUGUUAACUUGGAGUAACUCAGCUCCUCACAUCAUGCCCUCCUACAUUUUCAGAAAAUUGAGGGUUCUUUUCACAAUUAGCCUAACAAACAGUCCAGGUGCACAGCCUCUGUUUAUAUACUCUGUAGUUCCAAAGCAAAAAUUAAUAAAAGAGCCAUUGUUCCUUUAAUCUCCCAGAGUUUCACCUUACAGCUUCGGUGAACAGUAUCAGUUACUUCUAUUUUUUGGAACCAGAACCAGGGACCUCAUUCUUGCCCUCCCCUGUCCCUUUCUUCCUCUGCUCCCCAUCACCUCCCCUGGUCUGCUAGCCCUGCCACACUCAGUCCUUCUCUUCCAGGUUUUACCAGGACUCUACGCCAUGAGAUAUACAAGGAAAAGGGAAUUUUUACUUUAAGACUAAUAACUCCUCCCCCUUCCUCAAUUUUUACAUCAAAAGACAUUGUUCAACAUCAUCUUCUUCUACAUUGAAAGAACUACUGUUUCUCUGGGGGAAAGGAAGGCAGCUCAACAAGACUAAGACCUCGUAGAGCCAAGCAUUCAAAGUGAGUGCAAACCUUGACUGGUUCUUCCUACUGAAAAACCCCACGUGUUCAGGGACACUCUUCUAAAGAAGCUCUCUCCAGGCCCUCCUUCCUGGCAACCAUGGGGAAGAGAGUGGCCAUUGUCGGAGCUGGUGUCAGUGGCUUAGCCUCCAUCCGGUGCUGCCUGGAAGAGGGGCUGGAGCCCACCUGCUUUGAGAGAAGCAAUGACGUUGGAGGCCUGUGGAAAUUCUCGAACCGCGCCGAGGAAGGCAGAGCCAGCAUUUACCAGUCCGUCUUCACCAACUCUUCCAAAGAGAUGAUGUGCUUCCCAGACUUCCCGUAUCCUGACGACUUCCCCAACUAUAUGCACCACAGCAAGCUCCAGGAAUACAUAAGGACAUUUGCUCAAAAGAAGAACCUUUUAAGAUACAUACAGUUUGAGACCCUGGUUUCUAGCAUAAAGAAAUGCCCAAACUUCUUAGUCACCGGACAAUGGGAAGUUGUUUCGGAAAAGGAUGGGAAACAGGAAUCUGCUAUUUUUGAUGCUGUAAUGAUUUGUUCAGGACAUCAUGUGUACCCCAACCUACCAACUGAUUCUUUUCCUGGCCUACCCCGGUUUCAAGGCCACUACCUCCACAGCAGGGACUACAAGGACCCAGAAGCCUUCAAGGGGAAGAGGGUCCUGGUGAUCGGCCUGGGGAACUCUGGAUCUGACAUUGCCGUAGAGCUCAGUCGUCGGGCUGCACAGGUCAUUAUCAGCAGCAGAAGUGGUUCUUGGGUCAUGAGCCGGGUUUGGGACGAUGGCUAUCCCUGGGACAUGGUGUACGUGACCCGUUUUGCAACCUUCCUCCGGAAUGCCCUUCCUUCAUUUGUCUCCGACUGGUUAUAUGUCAAGAAGAUGAACACAUGGUUUAAGCAUGAGAACUACGGCCUGAUGCCUUUAAAUGGUCCCCUGAGGAAAGAGCCUGUGUUCAAUGACGAGCUCCCCUCCCGCAUCCUGUGUGGUACUGUCUCCGUCAAGCCCAGCGUGAAGGAGUUUACAGAGACCUCGGCUGUGUUUGAGGACGGGACCGUGUUUGAGGCCAUCGACUACAUCAUCUUCGCAACAGGCUAUGAUUACGCCUACCCCUUCCUUGAUGACUCCAUCAUCAAAAGCAGAAACAAUGAGGUCACCUUGUUUAAAGGCAUCUUCCCCCCCAAAAUGGAGAGGCCUACCUUGGCUGUGAUUGGCCUUGUCCAGUCCCUUGGGGCUGCCAUCCCCACAGCUGACCUGCAGGCUCGCUGGGCAGCUAAAGUGUUUGCAAAAUCAUGUACCUUGCCAACUACAAGUGAAAUGAUGGAUGACAUUGAUGAGAAAAUGGGGAAAAAACUCAAGUGGUUCGGCCAGAGCCAGACUCUGCAGACGGAUUACAUCACGUACAUGGACGAGCUGGGCUCCUUCAUCGGGGCCAAGCCCAACAUACCGUGGCUCUUCCUGACUGACCCCCAGCUGGCCCUGGAGGUGUUCUUUGGUCCUUGUAGCCCAUACCAGUUUCGACUGAUGGGACCGGGGAAGUGGGAUGGGGCCAGAAAUGCCAUCCUGACCCAGUGGGACAGGACAGUAAAGCCAACCAGGACAAGAGCUGUCCGUGAAGCUCAGAGACCCCAACACUUUCACAAUUUGCUCAAAAUGCUUUCAUUCCCAGUGCUUUUGAUGGCUUUUUGGCUCACAUUUUAUUAAUGAGAAAGCGCUUUACGUCUCAGAGUUUAGCCUCGAAGUUUUAUCACAGAUAUCUAUGUAGUUUAAUUCCAGAUAUAGACACAUGUGCGUACGUAAAAUCUCAUAGCUACGUCUUCCCCUCCUGCAGAUAUAAAAAUGAAUUCUGGCCCAUUUAACUGAGACUUUUAUUGAAAGUCUCAAUAAAAUGGAAGAUGCUCAGCCUCUCCCUUUCUGGUGAGACUCUAUACUCUAGAAAGGGUUUUCACGCGACGCACUGGCAAGUUUGGAGAUGCCUGAGGUAACGAAGAAGGAAGGUGAAGGGGAGUGAGCACGGAUGAGAAAGAUGAACAAACCUCAGUAAAUUAUUUAAGGGUGUUUUAUCAUGAAUCAUGAUUUCCAUUUUAUCCUGAAUUCAGUCAGAAAUGACAUCACAACAAUAAUGAAUCUUCCAACCCAUGACGCAGUGUAUCUCUUCACCUACUUAGAUCUUCUUUAAUUGCUCUCAGCAGUGUUUGUAGUUUUCUGUGUAUAGUUCUUACCCAUCAUA